Messenger RNA from Trematomus bernacchii (emerald rockcod), 5802 nucleotides. RefSeq names its product endoglin (gene eng). The coding region runs from base 205 to 1899 and encodes 564 amino acids. The transcript has 14 exons. Lineage: Eukaryota; Metazoa; Chordata; Actinopteri; Perciformes; Nototheniidae. The record is from RefSeq and is a predicted model, not a curated record.
AAAGUCCUGACAUCGCUACAUCGGCCACAUCCUCGCGCGUGGAUUAUAAAGCAUACCUAAUUCAAGACAGCCACCCUGCCUAAAAACUGACACUGUCACUUCUGCUCUGCCUCUGCAGACAAGGACACUUCAACCUCUGCUCGAGCAUCUUCACACCCCAGAGACUCCGCUUCUACCAACAGCUCCAACUUAAACUAAACAGAGAUGGAGGGUCACGUGGUGCUGUUUGCCCUGCUUCUGUGCAUCUCUGCUGCAGCCUCUGCCUCAAGCCAGACGUGCGAUCCAAUAGAGGUUAAUGACAACCCAUGGGUGUACGUGACUGAGGAACUAAUUGGCUGUUGGACCAGCUUCAUCGGACAGGACAACGAAGAGGUCCACAUCCUCAAACUCAACUUUGACCCCUCGGAUUCCAUCAUGUUUUCUCUCGAAAUGAACAACACCAAGCCAAUGAACCUCAUCCUCACAUCAUCAGCCACAUACUUUGCCCUACACUACCUGCACCCUGAUGUUAAACUUUAUGUACAAAAUGACUCCAAAAUUGGCCUUCAUGCUAAUGUACAUCACAACAACGUCUACAAGAGAGACUUUCCCUCUGAAGAUGAAGAGCUGGUCAAGUGGGCGAGUCAGGAGUUUGGGGGUGUAACUUCAUUCACCACAAUCCGAAACCUGAAAAAAGUGACGUCGACAGGAACAAAAGGAACCAAACCUGGCUCCUCUAACUGCACACUGAGAAAUGAAGAUGCAUCAGAGAAGCACUUCAUGAAGAUUGAAACAGCACCCCUGGCUAAAUCUUGCUCCCCAUCGCCACAGAACCCAAAUGAUGAAACUGAGCUUCACAUCAUAAACAUCCCAGAGACUGCCAUCCCUUGCAAUGUAUCAGUUCACGUUGGCACUAAGAAGACCAGCGUGUUCCUGAGAGGCCCUCAGGGCACCACAUGGACCUUCAUCAACCCACUGCACACACAGUUUGGUUCUAACAAUGACAUCGUGCUGCUCGCCAUCCCACACAGAAUCCCGCCUUUAAUUACACUGAACAGCGACAAUGCAGUGGAUGUGCAGAGGAAAGCUUUAGAUUAUUUCAAAGCCAGUACUUUCACCAGCUACACUGAAGUCAGACCAGAGUAUCCUAUGGUCCUACUGGUCCUUAGAAACAACGACGACCCUAAAGUUACAGAAACUGCACCAGCACCAGUUACCCCCACCACCACUAAUGCCCCCCACCAGAUGCCCCUGCUGAUGCAGCUAUACACCUCCCCAGACUACCGCUCUCCCAUGGACCCUAACACCAAGGUGCAGAGUGACAAGAGAAUUUAUGCAGAGAUCUCAGGGCAUACCUUGGGGGACAUUGUGUUGACCAUCAAGGUGAUCAGCUGCUUUGUGCGCUCCACUGGCUCAUGCCCUGUCGUGAAAGAGCUGCCCUUCAUGUCAGAAGCUUGCUCUGCAAAUUUGUGUCCCAACAGCACCCGACUGAGCUUCUCCUUAGAUCAGCUCCACGAACUGACGACCACCACGUGGGACCUGGAAUGCUCUGUCAAACUUUGCUACAGUGAGAAAUGUGGAGAUGGAGGAAGAGUGAAGAGGAAUCUGGAGGUUACCCAGCCGUGUCUGCAACCACCAACCCCACCAUGCUUUGAUUUCCGCCUACCUGGCGUUCUGGGCAUUGCAUUUGGAGGGUUCCUGAUUGGAGUAUUACUUAUUGGAGCACUGUGGUUUAUCAAAAUAAAAACAGGUUACCCAACUGGACUGGACAUUAGCUCAACUGCAGCUAAUCUUCCUGGAUGUCCUUGCUCAGGAGCUAAACGACAACCAGUUUCUACCAACCCUUCCCCUUCUGAGAACAGUAGCGCCAAUGCUAGCAUUGGAAGCACCCAAAGCACACCGACCAGCAGCAUGGCAUGAGACUAUGGUCAUCUCCACCUCCAGCAGAGCCACUGUCUUCCUUCAAAGUCACUUAUACGGGUUAUGUGCUGUUUGUUUUCUUUAUCAAUGCUUAAAAAGCAUUUCCACUUUAAAUUCUCCUUAAGGAGCACAACUUAUGUCUUUGACCCAUCAAGCCUGAAAUGGAUGUGUCCGGGGAGGGUUUUUUAUGGUGGAUUGGAGUAGCUGCGAGACGGAUAACAGAAGUCUAAUCAGUGGCCUCUGACGCUCACCUCUGUAUCCUCUCUGUUAAGUCAAGCUCCUAGACAGGAAGUUAAAGAGGGCAAGAGGACAAAAAAAUUGGCUCCCAGCAACAGGAAAAACAAACCAUAUCCCCCAAGAGCCUACAGGAAAUUCGCUGCAUUCCUUCCAAUGAAUUGUGCUUGCGUGAUGGCGGCACAAUAAUAGUUAACAGGACACAAUCCAGUCAAAAGAUAGUCUUUGAAAAACAGAUGAAAAGCUGUUUUGCAUUCACAUCUAAGCUUCUUAACUCCAAAGGGCUUCUGGCUAGGUCAGUCCAAAGUGUUAUCAACAACGUCUCUGGAACUGAAAGGCUCAUCAUGUUAGGAUCUCAAACCCGCCAAUGAAGUGCUCACUUAAAGGGCUAUUCGUCUUAAUUGGAGUUUGAGGUCAAUAGUUAACAGCUACCUCCUGUUAUUUAGAAAUCUGGAGCUAAGUUUAAACUUAAAACUAGAUUUCUCUGGUGAAUUUAUAUUAUUUUCUGCUUUAUACUUAAUUUUAUGUUUUAUUCUGUGUCACUUUUGGUUAAUCUUUUAGUUGAUCUUCUGGGUCAUUUGUAGCUCACAAAACAAAGUUAUGGUGCCAUUUUUAUGCUAUCCAAUAGCUGUAAAGAUCCUUUUUAUGAACGUCUGUCUUUCAUUGUUUAUUGAAAGUUACAUAGAAAUAUACUUACACUUCUUAAUUACUCCAUACAAUUAUCAUACAUUUUAUUAUUUCCCUCAAGGAAGCAAUACAUUAUGCACCAUUAAGAGGAAAAACGUGUAAGCUGAGAUGAAAUAAUCACUGUUGUAAUGCAAAUCGCAACAUGAAGAGAUACAUGGCUGUAUCCAGAGCUGAGUAAUGUGCUUAUAAUGAGGAGUUUGUACCAAAUCUCUGACGUCAGACUUUUGCUGUAUAAGGAUUAAAGCGCCACUAAUACAGCUACGCCCACAGGGUGGAGUUUCCCCAAAAUAGUCUGUCUGGAUGUUGAAUUCCAGCACUUUUCCUUUGCACAUAUCCAUUUUCAGUCCAGCAAUAUUGCCUGACAAUUUGUUGUUACCACUAUUUUUAACAAUACUAAAAAGGAUACGUCUGUGGUAACAUCCAUACAAACAUGAAUAUGAAUGUAUUGCAUCUCACUGUUUCCAGCCAGGUUUAAUCAUAAUACUAAAUUCUAUUUUGAUACGUGUUUGCCUCACUUUGCAGUCAAUUCUGUGGGAUGAGAAGCUAAUGUUUGUUUAAACAAAUGGGUUACAAAACCCCAUUUCUGGUGAGAAACUGACAAACUUAGACCUGUUAACUGUAUAUUAGUCACAUCAAAUAUAUACCAAAAAAACAACCCCACCCCAACUUUCCCAAUCUUGUACAUUUAAACUUCCCAUUUAAGUCACCAGUUCUGAAUACAGCCUACUUGGACUAGCAUGAUCAAUAGUGAAAACUGUAUGAGAGCAGAUUUGAUAUGUAUUGCAACUAGAUAUCCUCAUUCACCAUUUCUACUCAGACCAAUACAAAUAAAAGCACACACAAUUUGUUAGUUAGAUAAUCGUGAGCCUCAAUUUAAUUAAUUUUAAUUAAUUUAAGAAGUAGGUUGGGUUUAAUCAAACAACAGACUUUCUCAUAGAUUCCGCUGUUAGUGUUUAGUCUUCAACAAAAAGUUGAAUUAUUGUUACAUAAGUUAUGUACUUAAAUAAGUGGGUGUAUGCACAUACUUUUUUUUAACCCAACCCACAAUCAGUUCCUUACCAUUACCAAGUAGUUUUAAUUGUUAGACAUGAUCUGCACUGCAGUGUUGCUGGACAUUAGUUAAAGAACAUUCGAAAAAUUGUGAGUGCUUCUUUCGCACGAUGGCGUACGGACUGUUGUAUGAGGAUACGUUAGUUGCAACUACACAUCAGUCAAUCAUUUAUGCUUUUCACCCCAUGAAGAGUGCUUUAAAACCCAGAUGUAUUUCCAGCUGUCACACAACAUGCCAAAUGCUAUGGAAAUGGACCUUUGUGAGAGACCAGUAUAACUUUCUAAUGAUUCAUCUCUGCUAACCCUAAGCCCUGCAGUGCUAAGUCUAGACAGAAGAUGCAUACAUGCAUAAUAAGGAACUCAUGAGAGCUAAAACUGUAGUGACGGUUGAUCCGUAAAUCCAAUAUUUGGUUCAAUGUAGAAUUAUUCAUGUAUUUUCUUUAUCGUAUUGCCACUCUGUUACCUCUUUGGACAUAUUCCCAGCACAUGUGUUGUGGUAUCAGUCAGAAAUGUGUAUUCACAGUACAUAGCUUUGGCACAAGCACCAACAUUGUGACUUUAAAAUGUUUCUUUAUAAACAUUUGACUCACUAAUCUACUUGUACAUGCAUAUAUAUAAGUAUAUUUUCACACUCCCGAUAGUUACUUGCCUUCUUUAGUUAAAAUAAUUUAUUCGCCUUCAAAUGUAAUCACAGAAAUAUUCAACGUUUCCGAAGUAACUGCAUUUCUAAAAUGUCUCCUCAUUGUAUGUGAGCCAUGUAGCUUCUUACCCCCUCUCCUGCUCAGUGUGCGUGCAUGUACAGUACAUUUAUCUGUGCAUGCCUAAUCUCCUUUGUGUAUUUUGUGAUACGGAGAACAAAGAGGGCCAGUACAAAUUUCCACUUGAGUAUUUGUGCAAUAUGAUGAGGUAAACUCCUAUGUAAUGUCUAUAAGUAGUUUUUUUUUACCAUGUUUUUUAUAUUAAGUGUUGUAUGAUAUUUUGACUUUGACGCAUUUUCUCAACAUGCUUUGUUCUUUUACAUAUUUGGAGAACUGGGACAAUUCCUAAUCAUGGCACUUAUCAAAUGCAUAACAUUUGUUUUGUAUUGUAAUCUCUUUUUUUUUUUUGCCUCCUAUAGAUUUGAGUUUCAAUAAUAUUGUAGUCACAGACGGUGCUUGUCACAUCACAUGUCAAAGACAAAAGUUAGACUUUUGCUCACCCUUCAAUUCCCCUGCUGUCCAAAAUAUGGCAUAUCUCUGCUGAUACUGACAUCCUGACAUUGUUGUGUGUUGUUUUUGCCAUCUUCACUGGGUGUGAUGGGGAAGUAUUCUGAAAGACAGAAUGUCUGUCCAAAGACGCAUCCCAGGAAGAGUAUUCAUCACUCACGAACUUCUCCUUCACAGGGAACGCUCAAACUUAAGAGUGAAAAGGUUUGGCUGGUGAGAACUUUUUUUCAUUUAAUUUUAAGAUAUCUUUUUUUUUAAAUGUCAGGUAGUCCGUACCUGUGUUAAACCAGUCCCAGGGACUGACACCUUCUGUCUGAGCACUGACAGUAAAAUCAGACAGGCUGCCAGUUUAUUCACCUGUAGAUCUUCGUUACCUCUGACAACAGCUUCCUCCACAAUGGACACGGUUGUCUCUGUCUGUGUGUGUGUGUCUCUAUGUGUGUCUGUCUGUACAACAAACUAUACCUACAUUUAUGUGAGCAGAUUCUUUCUCCAGCCCCUAACAAUGUCCAAAUUAUGAAUUCUUAUUAAAGAAGCCUGAACAACAUGUCAGAAUGUCUCCUUAGAUUUUAUCUAGUAUUACAUGCAGAGUAACUUUUAAACCAUUUAAAAUAGAGUUCAUUUCUUGAGACAAUACUCAACUGAUGUCAUGUACCUUCAUGUUGUCUGUGAACCAAUAUAUGUUUUGUCUACAUUUAUCUUAAUAAAGUGAAUAUGACAAACGUUA